UUGCUGAUCGCGCGCGUCCGGUUGUCUCACUUGCUGGUCUACCGCCGUAUAAAACGUCGCCAAUCUGCCGAUCCACCUAGUUCCCACCAUCUCCAUCCAUUCCUCUCCAAGGACCAAGUCCAGGGGUUGAAGAAAUGGCGGCUAAUGAUAGCAGCGCAGGCCGCAAGUUGACGGUCGCAUCGCCCAAGAGCAACGUACCAGCCGGGGCCAUUCCACGGAGGGCCAACUUCGUCCUCGGCGGCCUCGCUGGGUGCACAGCAGUGUUUGUUACCCAGCCUCUCGAUCUCAUCAAGAAUCGUAUGCAGCUCAGCGGAGAGGGAGGGGCAGUGAGAGAGCACAAGACAAGUUUCCACGCCAUAUCCAGGGUGAUUCGCAGCGAGGGUGUUCUGGGUCUCUACAACGGGUUGUCAGCAGGACUGCUGAGGCAAGCCACGUACAGUACCACCAGACUUGGCAUCUAUCAGUCUCUCUAUGACAAAUUCACUGGACCUGAUGGAAAGCCUCCAAAUUUGCUGAUGAAACUUGGAAUGGGUGUGACGGCUGGUGGGAUUGGUUCAUUCAUUGGUACUCCAGCUGAGAUCUCUCUCAUCAGAAUGACCUCUGAUGGCAGGCUACCAGUGGCAGAGCGGAGGGGAUACACCAGUGCUUUCAACGCACUGUUCCGUAUUUCCAGAGAAGAGGGAGUGCUGACUCUUUGGAGGGGCUGUGGUCCCACCAUGGUAAAGGGCUAUGGUAGUGAACGCUGCACAACUAGGAACCUACUCCCAAGCCAAACAAUUCCUUCUGGGUCUAGAUUCCUUCUCUGACAACAUCAUAUGUCAUUUCUGUGCCAGUAUGAUCAGUGGUCUUGUCACCACUAUUGCGUCCAUGCCAGUCGACAUUGCCAAGACCAGAAUACAGAAUAUGAAGAUAAUUGACGGGAAACCAGAGUAUUCAGGGUCACUGGAGGUUCUUGGUAAACUGGUCAAGAGGGAAGGGUUCUUCAGUCUCUGGAAGGGGUUCACUCCCUACUACGCCCGCCUCGGUCCCCACACCGUUCUCACGUUUGUCUUCCUGGAGCAGUUCAGACGGCUCUACUACAACUACAGCAGAGGAGGAGGUGGUGGUUCCUUCAUGACCGGAUAGUUCAUAACCCCUCUAAUAAUUAUCUGUCCAAGUCCAUCAUCAUAACAGAUAUUAUAGCUCUAUCAUGUAGUUCUUUUCCCCGUUUUAACAAUUUCUUCAAGUAUGCUUUCACUGAUGGUGUGUUUUUUGUUGCUAUAGUUUAUCUGGUUAUUCUGCACAAAAACUGGGUGCUGAAUGCUGCCAUAAUAGCUG
Molecule: messenger RNA, 1317 nt
Organism: Geodia barretti
Lineage: Eukaryota; Metazoa; Porifera; Demospongiae; Tetractinellida; Geodiidae
Source: the annotation of a GenBank genome assembly